UUAUGCAAUUUCAGCGGACAGAAGAAUAGAGCCGCAGUAGACAUCACAAGUGAUGUUGAGCAAAGUCCCGACAUUCACCGAGAUCGGUUCCCUGAAUAUGAAGAAUGUUCCGCGAUCUUGUCGCGUUGAGUAAUAUUGAUCCAACUGCCACCAGUACAAAACACCCUCUACUAGGCCUGCGGACGUACAUUUCACCUCAAUCUUCUUCGAGAGCAACUCCGUAUCCUCUUCCCCGAGAUGAAGAAAGCGAAACUCGUUAGAACAAAUUUGGUGUUCGAAAGUUGAUAUUUCUAUAUCCCUAUAUUCGAGUAGAUUGUACAUUCGAAUCGGAGACAAAUCAGCACCGCAGAGAGAAUCUUCUCGGACACGAGUAAGUUUUGACAAACGUUCCGAUGAAACAAGUACUCCAUGCGCAGAAAGACGGUCUGUGAGAAAGCCACAAUGUUUCAGUGAAAGAGGAAUAUCAUUCCUUGCUCGUAAAGUCCGUAGCAAAUUCAGAAACACUUCGCUGACUGAGCCAUCGCCUCGUAUUGGCCACACAACCACACACUGAUCAGCAUAGCCUUCGUCCACUUCGCUUUCGACUGCUCCGUGAAUAUCUUUUGAGUCUAUCAAAAAAUGGGGCAGGUAUCUUACAAUUCCGAGUUCCUCGGCGCUGAGCUCUCCAUCUAGAUUCCAAGAAUACCUGCUGACAGACGGUAGCAUUCGAGUAAUCGCAAAAAGCAGCAUAUCGUUAUUCAUAGUACGGUAGUCAAGUUGGCUUCGAGGUAUUAACUCGCGGCUGGGAAUCAGCUGAACAACAAAAAGAUAGCUAGAUUCCGAGAAUGCAUGAGGAGGUUACAAGGAAGUUCAACUCAGUUCAGUCGACUCCUAUUAUUACGAGUAUAUCACUUUACAUUAGGCGAAAACUUAUGUGACUGCUCUGACCUCUUCGGAAUUCUGGAUCAAAUCCACUGAAAUGUCGAGUCUAGUCCUUUUCAGUGUCCAGUUCAAAACUACGACAUCACCUUCGUUGACCUAAAAAUAUGUGAAACUGAAGAAGAUAACAAUACAGGAGAUGAACUGAAAUGGUUUCAAGCCAUCUGGAAUGGAUGUCUAACAAACACUCACACGCAUCGGGUAUGGUAGAGGGAAUAUCCCUUGUUCCCAACAUGUACUUUUAGAAGUAUCUAUAUACUGAUCUCCCCAUAUAAGCGCCUUGAAAUGGACUGCAACAGCGUGAAGUGUUCCUGAGCAAUUUGUUGAAAUCUUUAUAACCCCGGAUUGUCCAAAUACAUAUCGAUGAAGCUCAUUUAUGUUUUGAAAGUCUACUCCCAGCAAUCGAUGGGGAGUCGAGAGAUGUUUUGCAUCAGCCAAAUCUGAGACCCGUAUACACCAAUAUGGCUCAGAUGGCUUUUGUCCAUUGCAUGGCACAUACUCAGACCGGUACUCCUUGCCAGACGGGGACGUAAAGGAAUGGCUGAGGUAAAUUGAAGGCGACUCUAACAACGUCGCAAACAAAGUGACAUUUGAAGGUAUGAAACGGGCUGUAUUAGUAGCAAGCCUGAGAUGAGCAUCAAGGAAAGCUGGAAUCACUCCUUCACCGAAAGCACAACAAUCAAGUAUCUCCGAUACAACUACAUCUGCCAAGUCGUCCUCUUCUGGAUCGUAUUCGUAUGAAUACUCUUGAACUACUUUAACAUUUCCCACACCGUUCAAUGCAAGAAUCCUUUUCGCCAUCUGGUAAAGUGUUGGGUUUGCCUCAAUUGCCGUUAUCUUCGAUGCUCCACAUCUAGCAGCAUAGAUACUCAAUAUCCCAGUUCCAGUGCCAAUGUCUAAGACAUGAUCGUUCGGAGAGAUCGUAUUCUUCAGAGCAUCGAAAAACAUGGAGUUUCUUUCCUGAUCAUUGAUCAUGAACAUGUGCCAUUGGUCGAAGACACCACUUCUCAUAUUAGCUGA
Messenger RNA from Haemonchus placei, 1938 nucleotides. NCBI's taxonomy places the organism in Eukaryota, Metazoa, Nematoda, Chromadorea, Rhabditida, Trichostrongylidae. The record is from the annotation of a GenBank genome assembly.